AUGCGCCCUCCGCGCAGCGAAACACGCCCCCUACAACUAGGACUCGCCCUCCGCACAUCAGGACCCGCCCCCUACAGCCUAGGAUACGCGCUCCGCACAGCGGGACACGCCCCCUACAGGCCGGGACCCGGGCCCCGCAGCUCGGGACACGCCCCCUACAGACGAGGGCACGCCCCCCGCACAGAGGGACGCGCCCCCUACAGGCUAGGACACUCCCUCCGCACAGAGGGACACGCCCCCUACAGGGCGGGACACGCCCCCUGCACGCUAGGAUACGCCCUCCGCACAGCGGGACACGCCCCCUACAGGCCGGGACACGCCCCCUACCGACUAGGAUACGCCCCCCGCACGGCUACGCCCUCCGCCCAGAGGGACACGCCCCCUAAAGGCCGGGAAAAGCCCCCGCUCUGCAAGGCAAGACACGCCCCCUACAGGCCGGGACACGCCCCCGCACUGCAGGCCGAGGCACGCCCCCACACCGAGAGAAACCACGCCCCGCACACACUAGGAUACGCCCUCCGCACUGCGGGACACGCCCCCUACAGGCCGGGACACGCCCCCUACAGCCAAGGAUACGCGCUUCGCGCAGAUACGCCCUCCACACACCGGGACACGCCCCCUACAGGCCGGGACACGCCCCCACACUGCAAGGCACGACACGCCCCCUACAAGCCGGGACACGCCCCUUACAGACUAGGAUAUGCCCUCCGCACAGCGGAACACGCCCCCUACAGCCUAGGAUACGCGCUUCGUGCAGCGGGACACGCCCCCUUCAGCCUAGGACACGCCCCCCCAACAGCGGGGCGCGCCCCCUACAGCGUAGGAUACGCGCUUCGUGCAGCGACACGCCCCCUACAGACUAGGACACUCCCUCCGCACAGCGGGACACGCCCCCUACAGGCCGGGACACGCCCCCGCACUGCAGGACAGGGCACGUCCCCCGCACAGUGGGACGCGCCCCCUACAGGCCGGGACACGCCCCCUACAGCCUGGGAUACGCGCUUCGUGCAGCGAGGCCGGGACACGCCCUCUGCACGCUGGGACACGCCCUCCGCACUGCGGGACACGCCCCCUACAGGCCGGGACACGACCCCUCACUGCAGGACAGGGCACGCCCCUCCGCACAGCGGGACACGCCCCCUACAGGCCGGGACACGCCCCCGCACUGCAGGACAGGGCACGUCCCCCGCACAGUGGGACGCGCCCCCUACAGGCCGGGACACGCCCCCUACAGCCUGGGAUACGCGCUUCGUGCAGCGAGCCCGGGACACGCCCCCUACAGGCCGGGACACGCCCCGCACAGCAGGGCAGGGCACGCCCCCCGCACAGCGGGACGCGCCCCCUACAGGCCGGGACACGCCCUCUGCACGCUGGGACACGCCCUCCGCACUGCGGGACACGCCCCCUACAGGCCGGGACACGCCCCCUCACUGCAGGACAGGGCACGCCCCCCCGCACAGAGGGACGCGCCCCCUACAGGCCGGGACUCGCCCCCUGCAGCCUAGGAUACGCGCUUGGUGCAGCGAGACACGCCCCCUACAGACUAGGACAAUCCCUCCGCACUGCAGCCCGGGACACGCCCCCUACAGGCCGGGACACGCCCCCUGCGCGCUAGGACACGCCCUCCGCACAGCGGGACACGCCCCCUACGGGCAGGGACACGCCCCCUGCACGCUAGGACACGCCCCCCGCACAGCGGGACACGCCCCCUACAGCCUAGGAUACGCCCUCCGCACAGCGGGACACGCCCCCUAA
This is a messenger RNA of Tachyglossus aculeatus (Australian echidna), 1755 nucleotides long. RefSeq names its product extensin-like. Lineage: Eukaryota; Metazoa; Chordata; Mammalia; Monotremata; Tachyglossidae. The transcript is spliced from 6 exons. The record is from RefSeq and is a predicted model, not a curated record. The coding region runs from base 1 to 1755 and encodes 584 amino acids.